Micromonas commoda is the source of this 687-nucleotide messenger RNA. RefSeq lists its product with no specific name. The transcript has a single exon. NCBI's taxonomy places the organism in Eukaryota, Viridiplantae, Chlorophyta, Mamiellophyceae, Mamiellales, Mamiellaceae. Bases 1 to 687 code for a protein of 228 amino acids. Gene Ontology annotation, biological process: actin cytoskeleton organization. The record is from RefSeq and is a predicted model, not a curated record. Gene Ontology annotation, cellular component: cytoplasm.
AUGAGCACUCCCUCAGCGAAGGAACUCGCGCAGAAAUUCGAACAGAUGGCGCGCGAGAACUCCACGGAUGCCACCCCACCGCCGAAGUCCACCACUAAGUCACCCAGCACCAAGAUCCUGGCGGCGAAGUUCGAGAACAUCUCCUCGGGCACCUCCGCCACACCACCGAAACCACCGAAGAAGGAGGAAAAGCAAGAGGCACCCCCAAAGUCACCAGCGAUGACAUCGCCGCUGACGUCACCUCUGGCUUCUCCCCCCGCGUCUCCUCUCAGACCCAAGAUGGCGUUCCCCCUCGGACCAAACAUGGCGGAGGAGGCGGCGAGGGCCCGCGCGACGGAGGCGUUGGAGGUGGGAAUCGAGAGGCACGAACCAGAAGAGCCGGAACCCGAGCCCGAGCCCGUCGCCGCCAAGCCCGCAAAGUUCAACCCGAAGGCGUUCGGCGCGAACCAGCCCAAGUGCCCGAAGUGCAGCAAGACGGUGUACUUCGCAGAGAGGGUCGUCGGUCUGAACGGCACCGAGUGGCACAAAGGGUGUCUUCGGUGCGAAGGUUGCGAAAAGACUCUUGGCUCGGUCGCGGAGAUCACCGACCACAAGGGGGAGCCGUACUGCAAGGUGUGCUACGCGAAGAACUUCGGUCCGAAGGGACACGGACGAGCGGGAGGAGGGACGAUCUUUCACACGGCGUAG